AUGUGUUGUGAAAUACGAUGUACGCGUGUGCAUACACUCUGGCGCGCAAAAGCACGAGAACGGUUGGCGCGCCGACCGAUCGGUCAACUCGGUCGACUGUCGGUCGGCUCGGUCGGUGGUCGGUCGGCGGUCGGCGAUUUUCGACCGACCGAAAUGGAAGCCCUAUUCCGAAUGGGGUGCUCAUCUAUCACGAAGCAACAAAUAUGGUUUGCCUUUUUGGGUUGGAAUCAGUCUGUAGCACCACGACACUUUGAAAUUUUGGUCCAGAAGUUGAACUUCCCAAAUCAAGGAGUUCAUAUGUCCCACAGUCUUUUAGACUAUGUUCGGCGGAGGAAGCGGUGUGUGCUUUCGAUAGAAGAACUGAAAAUCGGAGAAAUUAUUGAAAAGAUGGAAAAAGCGAAACAAAAGGAAAAGGAGGAAAGAGAAAACCUGCGAGCGACCAAUGCGAAACAAUUCGAAGGAAGUUCAUAUGAUACUGUCCAAGGAAUUUUAUCAGUGGCUGAUAUGUUCGACACUCCAAUAAUUGUCAAAAAAUGCGAGGAAUUUUUGCUUGAAAAAUCAAAAAAGGGACUGAAAAGAAAGCUGGAGUUGGCUGGAAAUUAUAGAAUGGAGGGACUGAAAAAACAAUGCCUGGAUAAAAUCAAAUCAAAAGCGGAUAUUCGUUCAGUUAUUCCAGCGGAUCCCAUGGAAAUGGACAAUGAAAUUCUUGCAGAGCUACUCAAAAAAGCUCUUAUUCUCAAUUGA
Molecule: messenger RNA, 744 nt
Organism: Caenorhabditis briggsae
Lineage: Eukaryota; Metazoa; Nematoda; Chromadorea; Rhabditida; Rhabditidae
Exons: 5
Coding region: 1-744 (247 amino acids)
Biological process (GO): signal transduction
Source: RefSeq, a predicted model, not a curated record